Messenger RNA from Petromyzon marinus (sea lamprey), 699 nucleotides. Lineage: Eukaryota; Metazoa; Chordata; Hyperoartia; Petromyzontiformes; Petromyzontidae. The record is from RefSeq and is a predicted model, not a curated record.
AUGACGGAAGCAAGUGAGGUAAAGAUCGAGUACAAGCGAGACGAACAAACCAAGCGAGCCAAGCGAACCGGCGGCCCCGACCGCGUGAUUGAAUGCACGGAGAAAGAGGAGGAGGUGGAGGUGGAAGAGGAGGUGGAGGGUGAAGAAGACGGCGAGGGGAAGCAGCACAACGAGCGGUGGAGGAUCAAGACGGACGGCCUGAUGGUGGCCUACACCCUCCAGCUGCUGGCCCGCACGCUGGCCGAGGUUGGCUUCCUGGUGGGGCAGUACCUGAUGUACGGCGUGGAGGUGGCCCCGCGCUUCAAGUGCGUCCGUGACCCCUGCCCGAAUAGCGUCGACUGCUUUGUGUCGCGCCCCACAGAGAAGACCGUCUUCCUUCUGGUCAUGUACGCAGUCGCCGGUCUCAGCCUCCUGCUCGAACUGUCCGAGAUUGCCUACCUGGGGCUGGGCACCAUCCACGACUCGCUGAGCGGGAGGCACCGGCCACGGAGCAGGGUGGCAGAUGCUGUCGAGCCGGAGUCCACGGCGGGUCCCAGAGCGACGUCACCAUCGGAAUUGUGGCAGCUCCGUGACGAGGUGAAGGAGCUUCAGACGGAGCUGGGGGCGACGCCGAGGGCCCACCAGGAGCCCCCCGAGCAGGCCGCUGGCGGCGCCUCCCACGGCGUGGACGCGCCCCACGACCUGCACGUCUUGAUUUAG